CCCCCCCCCCCUGUUUCCUCAUCUGAAUGUUUUUUUUUUGGUCUAUAUGUUGCAUAGAAUGAUAGAAGAAACGCCAAUGUUCUGACGAGUGUCCAAUCAGAGUCAACUGAAGCAGAAAAAGAGAGAGAGAGCUAAUAGCUCUGGUGCCACUAGCACUAAUAGUUCUACUAAUUAAGGUUAAUUUAGAAAAACUAUUUUUUAAGAGAUUCCUAUUUUCAUAAGAGAAAAUGAACUUCAUCGGAAAAAUGAAAAACCAUCCGUACGACGAUGAGGUUCCCAAACUAGCCUCCGUUAGUGCCAUUUGCGUUAGAUUUCCUUACCCUGUGGGUACCACAUAUGACAUCAUGAUGUAAACUGAAUACUACUAGAUUUUUCUUUUUUCUUUCUUAGCGGUGCAAGUGGGAGAGUAGUGCGUCCAGACUGAGAUCAUGCUGGCUAAAACAAACAAAGCGAAAUCCAAGAGAGAGAGGGGGAAAAAUGAUGGCUACCGUCGUUCGGAAUCGGAAUCAUCAGUCGGGAGCAAAAUGCAUUCUGCACCAAGCGGGAUGCUUUGUUUUUAGGUCUCUCCAAAAGCAGGCACCCCCAGGCUUUCCUUGCUUUAUUAGCCCACAGGCCGGUUACACUGAUUUUUUUUUUCUCUCGCAAAGUCACACACACGGCUGACGACGUUCCUGAACAGCACACACGUCAGCACAGUCUCUUUUGGCAGCCCAUGACGCCACGGUGAGCUCUGCAUCAGGUCUCCCUUGGCCUUUGGCUGAGACCGGUCCUCUGAUAGUUGACCUCCUAACGGAAAGUAGCCGAGAGCCUUGUUUGUCAAAUAGUGCACUGGCAGCCACCCCACCCCUGCUGUGCCUGGUGCUGAGUUGAACGAAGCAAGUGGCGAGUGGUUUGUGUGUGCGCUGCGCACCACCAGCGUUCAUCACUGGCUAAGCCACAUGCAGACAUUCCCUUUGGUUCUGUUAUGACAUUUCCUUUUUCAUCAGCAUCACACUGAGCACAUACUACAUACAACUUGCAGGGAUUUGUUCUUUUUUUUUUUUGCACGGCAUGGUUGAUUGGUUGGUUGUACAGCAUUAGAAUUGCGUCCCUGAUAUAUUACCUACACGCGUGGCGGAAACCACUGCACACGCACUGACGCACACUGGUGUUCCGGAUACUUUGGAUGGUGGGGUUCAGCUACUACAGAGAUGACGAAGGGCGGCGACCACUGCUUUUUAUUUGCAGGGUUGGUUCCUGUGUGCUGGAUGGAGGGAGCAGAGACCAAACUAACUAACCUGCCUUUGCCGUAAAAGCCUCCAAUAAUUGAGGGGGGGCAUCCAAUCCAAUCCAAUCCAACCCCUCUUUUCAUUCUUUUGGCCAGCCAAAGCCCAUGACGAGAGGAGCCCCUGCCCCACCACACACACACGCUAUGUACGAUGGCUGAUGAGCCGAUCGCCGUCACUGUCGCCACACUCACCUGUUUAUUAACCUCUGCUACUGAGUAAUGGCUGUCCUUGUCGUCCUGUCCUGUCCUGCCAAUCAAGCUAAGGGUAGAGAUGCAUACUUGGCCGGAUAGCGCCACCGCCGGUCGUCGUCGGCCGGUGGUGCGUACCUGGCCGAGCUAGGCCAGUCAUGGUGCGGCUAGCUACCUUACCGGCCUAUCGCGAGUAGAUCGGCAUGCACACGAGACCUUAUCCUGCGUACUAUCAUGUACAUGUUGCUGGUCAACCUGCCACGCACCACGUCGUCCCUGCACCAGCUACAGCUCCCCAGUUCCCAUGCCGCUGCGCUGCCUUUCCCGAUCCAGUCCAAGGCAGCUGUUAUGUCGUGUCCGUGGACGACCAUAGGGUUUUGAGACUGGUGCGCGCCGUCACGUCAUCUCAGCGAGCGCGCCACGCACCCAUCAUCAUGCCAUCAUUUGUCAGCCUCCGCUUUGCCCAAAGUGGUCGCCGGCCGGCGGGCGCCCGCACUAGCUUGCUUGGAGAGAGCAGAGCAUCGCAUAUUUUUGCCUUUUGCUUGGCGCUGCCGCUGCCUGCGUGCACGGUGCACCCAUUCCAUUCCGAGUUGGAAAGAAAGAAAGCCUAGCCUGCUGCCUUUUCCUUCCUUUUUUCCCCCACCCUCCUUCUUUUCCAUACUCUACUAUUGCAUAGUAGCCUUCAACAACGGUGCUGGUGCUCUGUCGGUCCGUCUGUCGUUACUCACAGCGCUUCCCGGCCCGCCGGCUCUUGUUCUUGUCUCUGUUUGCCCCGUGGCCAGCUCCGCCUCGCCGCCGCAGUACAUGACGCCGGCGGCGUCGCCCGCGCAGUUCGCGCCGGCGCCCCUCAGGAUGGGGUACGGGCGGCCGGCGCCCGUGAUGGGCAUGUGGAGCAGCGAGCCGUUCAAGGUCGACAGCGGCGGGCACGCCACCUGCAGCGCGUCCACCGUCAUGGAGGCGGACACCAAGCUCGAGACAAGCAGGCUACAAGAUGUUCCACAGGUAGCACUCGAGCCAGAGAGGAGUACGGAUCAGGAAACGAGCAGGCCGCCAGAGAGGGUACGUACGGUCAUGAGAAGGCUCGCGCAGAACAGGGAGGCUGCUCGGAAGAGUCGCCUGCGGAAAAAGGCCUACAUCCAGCAGCUAGAGACAAGCCGGAUGAAGCUGGCCCAGCUAGAGCUGGAGCUUCAACGGGCUCGACGGCAGCAGGGCGCGUACGCAAAUGGGAGCAUGGGAGACCCAGCUCUCGGAUACACAGGGUCGAUCGAUCCAGGCGUCGCCGCGUUCGAGAUCGAAUACAGGCACUGGGUGGACGAGCAGAAGCGGCACACGGCGGAGCUGAUGUCGGCGCUCCAGGGGCAGCAGACGUCGGAGCUGGAGCUCCGCUUGCUGGUGGAGACGGGGCUCAGCAACUACGAGCACCUCUUCAGGAUCAAGGCGCUGGCCGCCAACGCGGACGUGUUCCACGUCAUGUCGGGCGUGUGGAAGACCCCCGCCGAGAGGUUCUUCCUCUGGAUCGGCGGGUUCAGGCCGUCGGAGGUCCUAAAGAUUCUGAGCCCGCAGCUGGAGCCGCUGGCGGAGGCGCAGCGCAUGCUCGUGGGCGGCCUCCAGCACACGUCAACGCAGGCGGAGGACGCGCUGUCGCAGGGCAUGGAGAAGCUACAGCAGAACCUCGCCGAGAUCCUGACCGCCGAGGCUGACCCCUUCGGGGCCCCCGACGCCUACAUGCUGCAGAUGGCCACUGCGGUGGAGAAGCUGAAAGAGCUCGUCAACUUCGUCACCCAGGCGGACCAUCUCCGGCUGAUGACGCUGCAACAGAUGCACAAGAUCCUGACGACGCGGCAGGCGGCCAGGGGCCUGCUGGCGCUCGGCGACUACUUCCAGCGCCUCCGCACGCUGAGCUCGCUGUGGGCGGCGCGCCCGCGGGAGGCGGCGAUUAGCUAGAUGCCCGCGGUGUGGGUGUGGCCAGCCAAAGGCCCACCAAAGAACACGACGACGACGAAUAGUAGCAGUUCGCUGUAUACUUUCCCAAGCUGUAAAGUCCAGUGGAGGACGAAAAAAGCGACCUCACAGUCACUGGGGUUCGGUUCCGACGAAAGGAUGCAAGGCUUUUAAGUCAAUGGCGGUGUCUCCGCAGCAGCAGCAGCAGCAGCAAGCGGUGUGCGUUUGUCAAGCGAAGCGACUAGAGAAUAAAACGGAAAUGGAUUGAGGCCUUCUCUAUUUGACGGGCGGAAGACGUGUACAUAUAUUGUUUUGCCACCCGGCCGUGGCCUUCUAGAGAGGCGUAUGAUUCAUGAUGCAGGCCAUACUAGGAUCAUAUUUGUACGUGGUGGAACCGAGAGCAAAACAAUAUUACAAUAGUUUAAAUUAGGG
Zea mays is the source of this 3829-nucleotide messenger RNA. RefSeq lists its product as uncharacterized. NCBI's taxonomy places the organism in Eukaryota, Viridiplantae, Streptophyta, Magnoliopsida, Poales, Poaceae. The coding region runs from base 2261 to 3400 and encodes 379 amino acids. Gene Ontology annotation, biological process: DNA-templated transcription; regulation of DNA-templated transcription. Gene Ontology annotation, molecular function: DNA-binding transcription factor activity; sequence-specific DNA binding. The record is from RefSeq and is a predicted model, not a curated record. The transcript is spliced from 8 exons.